AUGGCGAGUGAGGUCCUCAUUAAUGGGGGUAUUUUAAUCACCUUUGAUAGAUCUUUUGGGACAGUGGAGGUAAAUGAGUGGGGAGAGCUCCAGGAACUGUUGGGGGAUGUCCAGCUUAGUGAAGCAGAGGACAAGAAGCAGAGGACUGAGAGGAGGUGGCGUCUCAAGGACACCAUCGUUUCUCGCUUCCCAUCCCAUGGAGCGUAUUCGAACAGACAGCUGGGUCAAAACUCGAAAGCUUUACCGCACCGACCAAAUCGCCGGCCCAUCCGCCGCAGAAUGCUCCGCCUCCUCACCGGCGGCCUCCGCCGCUCCCUCUCCACGGCCGCCUCGCGCCCGCCGUGGGCGCUGAUCCAGCUCACCUCCAUGGACAAGUCGGGGGCGCCGGCGCCGGGCGCGUCCUGCCACCUCGACGCGCCCCCGUUCCUCACCAACCUCACCGUCCCCGCCCACUUCGUCCACCCGCGCCCUCGCCUGGACCCCGCCACCGGCAAGCACGGCUCCGUCCCGGGCCAGGUCUGCGCCACCAGCGCCCACGGCUUCCUCCUCGUGCGCUUCUGGGAGUCCCGCUUCGGCUUCUCCGUCGGCGCCGGCGGCGACCACGGCGAGUCCCUGGUAUCCGCCAUACUCAACCUCUCCUUCACCGACAUGGACACCAAUCCGGAGACCACGCGCUUCGUCUGCAACCCGCUAAGCGGCGAGCUUUACCGCCUCCCGGACAUCGACGGCACCAAGAGGACCUCCGCCUGCAACCACGUCGGCAUCCUCACCCAGUCCGAAGGCGGGGACGCGGCCCCGGACAGGUACGCGGUAGCUGAGAUGUUCACCGCCGGAGGCAGGGAGGAGGAGGGAUUGCUCAUGAGGCGGUUUCUCUCCGACACCGGGGAGUGGGAGAAGUUGGUCGGCUUGCCGUCCCCUCUGCCGGCUGCGGCUGGGCGGCAGAUGGACGUCGUCACCGCCGUGGUGGCCUUCGGCGACCGGCUGUGGUGGGUCGACGAGAGCUGGGGCGCCGUCUCGGUGGACCCGCUCAGCGACCGGCCGGAGCCCCGCUUCGUGGAGCUGCCCAGAGGCAGCGUGCUGCCUGACCUCAAGGGCAUGGUCUUCAUGAAGCAACUCGGCAGGUACCGGCGCAUGGGGGCCAGCGACGGGAAGAUGCGCUACGUCGAGGUGUCCAAGGACAAGCCCUACGUGAUCACCGCCUUCUCCCUCGACGACGGGGGCACCUCCUGGACGCUGGACCACGAGGUGCCAUUUCUCCACAUCUGGAUGGACGAACGCAACCAGUUUCCGCCCUUGAAGGAGAUGCCGGCCAUUGGGGCCAUCGACCCGCUCAACGCCAAUGUGGUCUACCUCGUCUGCGGCCACCAGCUUCUCGGCGUGGACAUGGUUAGCAAGAAGGUUACUGGGAGUUCUCGUAUAGCUAUACCCCGUGUCCCCAUCCUACCAUGUGUGCUCCCGGCAUGGCUGGAAUCAACCAAGAUCCCGUACGCAGAUUGGAGCAAGAAGACUACUGCCAAAAGGGAGGUUUUGCCAGAUACAGACAAAAAGAACACUCUACGUGUAGAGGUUUCUGAGACUUGUAAGAGAAGAGUUGUUUUGGAGGACUAG
This is a messenger RNA of Lolium rigidum, 1608 nucleotides long. RefSeq lists its product as uncharacterized. Lineage: Eukaryota; Viridiplantae; Streptophyta; Magnoliopsida; Poales; Poaceae. The coding region runs from base 1 to 1608 and encodes 535 amino acids. The transcript is spliced from 5 exons. The record is from RefSeq and is a predicted model, not a curated record.